Molecule: messenger RNA, 12670 nt
Organism: Paramuricea clavata
Lineage: Eukaryota; Metazoa; Cnidaria; Anthozoa; Malacalcyonacea; Plexauridae
Source: the annotation of a GenBank genome assembly
GGAUAGAGUAGAGUACUCGAAAAUGGGGGAGGUACAGUAUAUGAAUGACCUGUAAAUUAACCUUGGGGAGUUCAUGCUCCCCCGAGAGAAUUUUAAAAUUUGAACCUCGGAAAUGCUAUUUCCUGCGUUUUCAGCCAUGGGAAUGUCCAACAAUUUUGCUGUACUAAGCCUAAGGAACACUUACUGUCCUUUAUUUUAAACAAGGGAAAAUCACAAAAUGAGCUUUGAUUAAUAUGUAAUAAAACAAAAUUUCAAUAAUGUGAUUUUUUUGCCCUCCGAAACAACAAUGUUCCACCAAAUCAAAUAGCUCUGUAGCUUUUCAAUCGUUCAUACAAAUAGCUUGUUGGAGAGUCGGUUGCAUCCUGUUCCGAAUUUUUUUAAAAUCUAGACUCUCUAAACUGGCAUUUUCGCAUUAAAAUCAUCGUAUAUACAGUACUCAGUAGGUUCAACUUGCAUCCUAUAGAUGGGCCUUUGAAGCUUUAAUAGUUUGGAGCUAUGCUAUCAAAAAACGCACACAGACUCAACUAUCCAAAAAUUAUUUUUCUACCAUGCAUAUUAGAUAUGUAUAAAUAACUUAUAAACUUAUACAUAUCUUAAGCCCAGAUUUUCUCGGGGGGGGGACAAUUUUGCCAGGGAACGCCACUGGCUAUCGUAUGUUAUAGGCUCCAACGGCGGUAGAAUCCCUGUGAUGUUGUCGACUGUUCACCCGUGUUCUUUUAACUGUGCAUGUGCCUGCUCAAAAAUGCAAAAUCUUGCAAGCCUGUGGACACAAUACUGAAGUGAAGAACGUCAGUAUAGAUUUACAUGUUGGAAUUUUUUUUGAGCGCUCUCUUUUGCAUGAUAUUUUUUUUCUCGAUUGUAUGCUGCAUGAUUUUUUUUCUUUCUCCUUGGCGGAUUGCAGGAAAUUAAUUUUUUUUCAAAAUCUUCCAACCCCCCCUCAUAAAUCAAAUGGUCCGCCCCUUAGACUUAGUGCCAAAAAUAGACUCCAGUUUCAAAGGUGAUGCUAUAUAUAUGCAAUUUAUUCAGUAUAAGCACCAAAAACCGUUUCGCGUUUGACCUUCUUACUAUUUAGUAAGCAGCAAAAAUUAGUUUGUGUAUUGGCCGUUUAGGUUUUACAACAACAACAAUAGUUUAUUUACACUCAAAAAGAUACAAAUACAUUCUGUUAUGGAUAAAAAAAAUUACAAAUGAGAGUGAAGGCCACCUGUAAUAACCAUAAGGGCUAAUCGAGACAUGUGGCCUGUGGUUUAGCGAUGUUUAUAUUACAAAUAGUUAACGCUACUAUUAGUAACAUCGUAUAUGGACUUAAAAAUCGUUUCGACCGACUCGGCCGUAUUUAGCAAACGUCAUGUAGCUAUUUCGCGGCCACGACCACACAGUCCGCUUUGAAAUUUAAAGUGCUUGUAAAUUAAAUUGACUUAGCGAUGACGAUUUGAAAUAUUUAACGAAGUAUUAGAAAUUAACAUCAUUAUUAUUUUAUCUAAACUCUAAAAAACAGUUUUGGCCGACUUAGAAUUUAGCAAGCAUCAUGUAUUUCGCGCCUGUACGCGCGAAAUUUCUGACCCGUCACGCUUGGUCAGGUAUUUCGCAGAGGUCAGGAAUAUUGCUUGACACCGGCGAGCGAUAUUCUCGUUGUACAAAUAUUUCAAACCUUCGACAACACUCUUCGGCACAUGUUGGCAGCAACGGAGUCAAAGUCGGCACAUGUUGGAGUCAAAGUCGUCGUCUACGAAAUGGACAAAAUCUUCUAGAGUGCAAAGACUUUUUGCAACUCCAAACGGCCUGAAACGGGCGAAAAUCGAAGCAAGAAUACUCUAUCAUUAUUGAAAAUUCACUGGGAACCGGAUUAUGUUCCAGUGUGGCCUUUUGUACUGUUCAACAGUGCGGCUUCUUUCUCGAAACAGGAUUUCGAGUCAAUGCCAAUGGACUCGACAUUAAUGUUUUUGGCAACCACUUUUUCUAGUCUUUCUUUUGUAUUUUGCUAGGUAUACGGACCCAAACGUACGGCAACCCAACUUAUUUUCUUUUUCGAAACGUUUCCACUCAAACUUUGGCAACUCUGGUCCUUUUUUGCCUUUCUUUUCAGACUUGUUGGGAUUUUAAAGCUCGCUGCCAUUUUGUUCCAUUUUGGUCGAAUUUGGCGCGAAAAUGUGGUCCUAGUCCGCGUUUUACUAAUAGAGUCCAGUCCGCGUUUUACUAAUAGAUUCCGGUCUGCGUUUUACUAAUAGAGUCCAGUCCGCGUUUUACUAAUAGAGUCCAGUCCGCGUUUUACUAAUAGAGUCCAGUCCGCGUUUUACUAACAGAGUCCAGUCCGCGUUUUACUAACAGAAUCCAGUCCGCGUUUCACUAAUAGAGUCCAGUCCGCGUUUUACUAAUAGAGUCCAGUCCGCGUUUUACUAAUAGAGUCCAGUCCGCGUUUUACUAAUAUUCUGAGUCCAGUCCGCGUUUUACUAAUCUGAGUCCAGUCCACGUUUUACCAGUCCAGUCCAGUCCGCGUUUUACCAUAUGCCUGAAUAUACAACAUAUUUUGAAGACCCCCCUUUGAAUCUCAUCAAGUACAAAAAUAUUUAACGUGUAACCAAAAUAUGCUCAUGAAAUUGAAAUUAAUAGCUAAAUUUUCAAACUAGACCCUUCUCGAAGCGGUUUUCAUGAAGGAAUGUUCACAUUUCGGCCUUUGAUUCUUGAAAAUUUGACCACAAUACGUGCGAAGCAACUACCCAGUUGCUCAUAGACUUAGCUAAAACGUUGCGAGCCCCUGUUUUCCUGACGAUAUGUAAAUGUUUCAUACCUACAAACGCCGAAUUCGAAAAGUUUUUCUUUUCAUUUAGCUAUAUUUGAAAUUGAGACCACGGGCUAUUUUAAAAAAAAUACAGUUCGAAGUCAAGCUAUUUUUACAUAUUUUCAAAAUUUGUCAAAUUUCGCGAGCUUGUAUUUUGAACUUAGACCGCUGAAGUUACAUUAAAUUAACAAACAUAGGAUGGAAAAUUUGAGGCAUAUAAAAUUAAUUUGAACUUACAUUUCUUUUUCAUAUCACGUUUUUCUUCGUUUAUUACGGUUUUAAAUAAGCCAUAGCUCGGCAUAUACGGUAUUUGCCUCCAUGUUCACGUCGCCAUAUUCACUUCUUCCAAUCACUCGAUUACAAAAAAUAUCCCAAAACAAGGAAUUCAUAAAACAAAAAAUCGUCAGCUAAAACAGCUUCUUGCUAACUUUCUGCUUUGUUUUGAAUUUAAAUGCAAUUAAUGUUGCUUUGUUUCUGCCCGCGAUUUUUGGUCAGCGACGACAAAUUUCCCACCUGUUCAAGACUCCAGUCUUUUCUGACAGUUGAGGAAGUUCAGGCAGUUCUUGAAACCUUGGAUGUUACAAAAGCCACAGUACCUGAUAGAGGUGUGCAAAUCCCAUUCGAAAUCGAUCCGAAUCCGAUCCGAUUCGUUCGGAUUUCGGAACCAAAAUAUUCAUUUCGGAUCGGAUUGAUAAAGUUGUUUCGUAGUUGGAUAGGACUUCGAUAUUAGAAAUAAAAUGAAUUAAUUAUCCACGCAUUAUCGCAAGAAUUAAUUAUCCAUGCAUUUAUCAAAGCAUUAUCGCGGUUGUCGCUGCAUUAUUCGUUUGAUAUUUCAAUUCGUCACAUUGUCAGCUUCUUGACAUGUAUUUCUUGUUUUUAUAUUUAUUUGGUUAAAUAUUUCAACUUGAAUGAGAAAUUUAUUUUAUUAAAGAAUUCUUCGGAUCGGAUCGGAUUGGAAUUCUUUAUCAAAACUCGGAUCGGAUUCGGAUUAGACAAUUUCGGAUCGGAUUUUAAACAUUGGGCAGUUAUCGGAUUAUAAACGUCCAAUCUGAUCCGAUGCACACCUCUAGUACCUGAUUUCCUGUUAUUUCAACGACUUUCUGCACGCUUUUUAAUAAGUUUCUAAGUCAAGGUGCUCUCCCGGAAGAUUGGAAAAUCGAUCGCCAACAUAAUUCCUGUGAACACGAAAGGUGAAAAGGAAUAUGCUGAAAACUACCGCCCAAUCUCACUCCUUUCAAUUGUGUCGAAAGCUAGUUUUGGAACAGCUGUACAAGGUAAUUAAGACCUCGCAGCACGGAUUCAUCAGAGGAAAAUCAUGCGUGCCAAUCGUCUCGAAGUUCCCAAUUAUAUUGGCUCGAUUUUGGAUGUUGCAAUUGGAGGUCAAAUCGAUGCUGUGUAUCUUGACAUGUCUAAGGUAAACCAUAACUCGGUUCAGUCCUAUAUUCAGCCUCUAUGUCAACGACCUUCCAGAUACAAUUACAUCUAGUCAUGUUGCUAUGUUUGCUGAUGAUACAAAACUGUUCAAAAACAUCAAGUCCAUCAAAGAGAGCGAACAGCUUUAAAAGAUCCAAACUGUUCAGAAGUAACCUUGACCUUAUUUCGCAACCUUAUUAUCGCGUGAACAAUGACAAUUAAUAGUGCAUAAAUAUGUAGAUUGGACUUAUAUAUAGCCAGGCGAACUAGUAAACAGUCAGUGUAUGUAAAAAUUAAGAUUGAUACGAUUCGUAUAUAGAUAAAUAAAGUUAAAAGAUAAUUUCGACUUCGAACCAAAUUGGUAGCAGGAAAUGGUUCACAUCGUGUAAUUUAAUCGAAAAUGGCUAGCGAUAAUGAAUUCGAACAGCCAACUACAGAGUUAACAGCGGGUUUACAACAAUUAUUUGUCGAACCAGAUGAACCUGAUGAAGCGGAGAAUCGCCUUCAAGAGUUAAAAUAUCAAAAAGCAAGAGCAAAGACAGCUUUUACAAAGGCAAGAAAUCAAUUACUGAACUUGCUCGACGAAGAAGAGUGCCCAAAUCGAAAGCAGAUUCGGGAAAUACGACGAAAGUUAAACGAGAAACAGGAGCAAGCUUUUGCAGCAAUUGACGCAUUAGCAUGCGAGUAUUCGAGCAGAACGGACAGAAGCGCUUUAAGAAAAACUACAGAAGAGAUAGAAAAACUUGAAAUGGAAUUUACAGAUGCACAGAAUCGCGUUCAAGUUUACUUUGAUAAUACCUUGGAUGAUUCAUCGAGUUGUAUAUCACAGAGCAGUACGAGAGAAUUCGAGAAAAAUCAAGUCGAGUUCAAAACCGAGUCAAGUUGUAAUGCCCGUGGAGACCAAUUAGUAGAUGAGCAACAAAAGACUAUGUUACACCAAGAGCCAGUUCGUUUCGUUAAACAAUUUCAAAGCACACCGUAUCACAAAUCGACAACAAAAGUUGAACAGAACACGAUUGGCAACGAUUUGUGGAGACAAUUAAAACGAGUAUCUAUACCAGUAUUUUCAGGCGACAAACGUAACUACGAGAACUGGAAAGCGACUUUCAUAGCGUGCAUCGAUCAAGCCCCAGCAAGCCCAGAGUAUAAACUCUUACAACUUCGACAGUAUUUAUCUGGGGAAGCAUUAAAAACAGUUGAGAAAUUGGGGCAUUCUGCAAUCGCUUAUGAAGCUGCCAAAGAAAGAUUGGAUAGAAAGUACGGCGGUACGCGGCGACAAGUUGCUCUUUAUUUAGAAGAGCUCGAAAAUUUUAAAGCCAUUCGUCCAGGGAAUUCAAAAGACUUGGAGGAAUUUGUCGAUAUUUUGGAUGUAGCUGUUAUUAACCUACAAGAAAACGGUAGACAUGAGGAACUUGGAAACGGGUCCUUAUAUUUGAAGCUACAGAAAAAGUUGACGGAGCCAAUGAUUUGUGAAUAUCACCGGUGGAUAUUCGAGAAGAAAAAAGCGGAAUCUGUACUGUCACUUCGCGACUGGGUAAUUCAAGAGUCUGAAUUUCAGACAAUAGCGGCAGAAACUGUCAAAGGUUUACAUCCGGGAAACGAGAAAAGAUCAAAGUUUAGAGACGGUGGCCGAACAUACUUUAAUAGAGACGGUGUAUCCAAAUGCAAUUUGUGUAAUAAUCAACACCCUAUCUGGAGAUGCAAUCAGUUCAAGCAAAUGACGGUCUCAGAAAGAUGGAAUUUUGCCAAACAAUCGCGUCUUUGUUAUCGAUGCUUGAGCGAAGGUCAUACUGGCAGUAAAUGUACGAAAAGUAGAUGUUGCGGUGUCGAUGGUUGUACAAAAACUCAUAACAGAUUGUUACAUGGAUAUCCUCAAACUGAAAGGAAAGAAAUGGAGAGCAAUCAACGCGAAAAUUGCGAAAGAUUACCAAGAAAUGGGAGAUCUAUUUCUCAAGCCACUCAAACUCUUCCUACCACGGAAGGGGAGUAUUCUACAGAGGUUAAUGAGAGAUCCCUUACUACGCGAGUCGAUUCGAAGAUAUCACAACGACAAGAGUUCCUUGCAAUGCGGACAGUUCCAGUUAUACUAACAAAUGGGAAUCGUAGAAUGACAGUGAAUGCUUUAUUAGAUGAUGCUAGUACGAAGACGUAUAUAAAUGCUGAUGUAGCCGCUGAGUUAGGACUUCACGGAAAUCCUCAGAGGACCAACGUGAAUGUCUUGAAUGGUCAAAUAGAAACAUUUCUGACGAUGCCUGUUGAGUUCAAAUUGGAAAGUCUGGAUGGAAAAGUCAACACUACUAUGGAAGCUUACACAACCGAAAAAGUAACUGGUGACAUGAAGGUUGUAAAUUGGAAUCAGUAUGCGACAAAGUGGAGUCAUCUUAAGGAUAUUGAGUUUCCAGUUAGUGCAUCGAAGCCUUUUGUGGAUAUUCUCAUCGGUCUUGAUUACGCAGACCUUCAUUAUUCCGUAAAAGAUGUUCGAGGUCAAGUGAACGAGCCAAUUGCCAGGCUUACACCACUUGGAUGGACAUGCAUUGGAGUCCCACAAGAUGAUCAGUUAUGUCAGCUAACUAACUUCAACCGGACUUAUUUUACGCGAAAGGAUCACAAGUUAGAUGAAGUUGAUGCAGUGCUUCGUAAGUUCUGGGAAAAUGAAAAUGUUGUCUCGAUUGAGAGUGGACCUUGGCAGAAAGAAGACCAUCUAGCAUUGCAGAAAGUGGAACAAUCGCUCAAGUAUGAAAAUGGAAGAUAUCAAGUAGCGAUUCCUUGGAAACGUAGUGAGCCCACAGUCUCAAACAAUUACGGUAUGGCAUUUCGAAGACUACAGAAUACCGAGAAACGUCUCAAGAGGAACAUAGAAUUAGCGGGAGUCUAUUCGGACAUAAUUGAACACUAUAUUCAGAAAGAGUAUAUUCGAAAGGUGGAAGAGACGGAGAAACGACCACUCGAAGCUUGGUAUUUACCUCACUUUCCUGUACUACGUCCAGACAAACCAACAACUAAAACCCGAAUCGUAUUUGAUGCAUCGGCGAAACAUGACGGAAUUUCUCUGAACGACGAAAUUUACCAAGGCCCGAAGCUACAGAGAGAUUUGUUUAACAUUCUAAUUCGUUUUCGAGAGCAUCCAGUUGCCCUUAUCUGCGACAUCGCUGAAAUGUAUCUUCGCAUAGAAGUUGCUCCACAGGAUCGAAAGUAUCAGCGUUUCCUUUGGCGUUCAAUGGACGAAGAUAAAAUUCCAGAUGAGUACGAAUUCAAUCGCGUUGUAUUCGGAAUAAAUUCAUCACCUUUUCAAGCGCAGUACGUGGUCCAACAACAUGCUAAGACAUUGGAGAAUAUCUAUCCAAUGGCAGCGAACACGGUCAACGAAUCCACUUACAUGGACGACAGCAUGGAUUCAGUUGCGACAGACGCACAAGGUAUCGAGCUGUAUCGUCAGUUAAGCGAAUUGUACGAGAAAGCUGACAUGUAUCCGCACAAAUGGCUUUCGAAUUCCGUAGCGGUGUUGGAACACAUCCCAGAAGAGAAACGAGCAACGAAUGUUUCUUUAGAUAAACCGAGCGAUUUGCCGACUGUUAAAACACUUGGAUUGCAAUGGUUAGCGGACGAAGAUUCCUUCACCUUUAACGGACUGUCGUAUAAGAAUGAUCUUCCGCCUACGAAACGUAAUUUCCUCAAGAAAAUGGCGUCUCUUUUCGAUCCUAUGGGGUUUCUUGCACCAUUUAUCAUCCAAGCGAAGAUUAUUCUUCAAGAGAUAUGGACACGAGGACUUGAUUGGGAUGAUGAAAUCCAUGAUAACGACUUAGUUUCGAAAGCAGAGACGUGGUUCAAGCAAUUAGACAAUUUGGCGAAAGUUAAGAUACCAAGAUGUCUACGAUUGGGGAAAGAAGAACAAGUUCUUUCGUUCUCCUUACACACGUUUGUUGAUGCGUCCCAAGAAGCCUAUGGAGCGGUAGUGUAUGCAAAAGUUGUUUAUUACAGUGGAAAACAAUCCUGCCGGCUGAUCGCUGCGAAGACAAAAGUUGCACCUCUCAAAGCAACGAGCAUCCCACGUCUCGAGUUAAUGGCUGCAGUGUUGGGAGCGAGGUUAACGAAUUCCAUCAUUGACGUCCUUAGGGUGAAGCCUGAUCAUGUCACUUAUUGGUCGGACAGUAUGAACGUUCUUUGGUGGAUACGCAAUCCCAGCCGAAAGUUUCAAGUAUUUAUUGCUAACCGUGUUGCCGAAAUUCAAACUCUAAGCAAUCCUAAUCAAUGGCGUCAUAUUCCUUCUGAAGAGAAUCCUGCGGAUUUGGUAACAAGAGGUGUUACACUAUCUAAGUUAGUAUCCAUGAAUUACUGGUGGAAAGGUCCUAGUUUCUUGGUACAAGACGAAUCUGUGUGGCCGAUUAAUCGAAUCCAAAUUCAAGAGAGCGAGAACGAAGAGAGAAAGAACUAUCGUAACGAAGAGAGAACGAGAAUCAACAAGAACAAAGAAAAUCCUGAAAGAACAAUGACUGCCAUUUGUGCAAGCCCUUGGCGUCUACAACCAAGCAUGUUUUCAUCUUGGCAAAGACUAAUUCGAAUCCGAGCAUGGGUAAAUCGAUUUAUAAGCAACUGCAAAUUAACUGCUUCCUGUCGCACGUAUGGUGAAUUGACUCCAGAUGAGAUCAGAGAAGUAGAAAAUGCAAUAAUCGCUGAAGCUCAAAGAGAAACUUUUCUAUUGGAAGUACGAGCUCUCCAAUGUGGAAAAGAAAUACCUAAAAACAGCAAAUUAAUCGGUCUACACCCGCGUUUUCACGAAGAUGGUCUUGUUCGAUCGAAUGGACGUUUACAAUAUGCUGAAUUCCUUCCUACAGAUGUUCGUUAUCCAAUCAUUCUACCACGAAAGCAUUGGGUCACGAAAUUGUUGGUGAAAUAUUACCACGAGCAGGGCAAGCAUAUUGGCGGUACGAACCAAACAUUGGCAGAAAUGUCUUCGCGAUUCUGGAUUGUAUCUGGACGUGAGGAAAUUCGGGAUUGGGAAAAAGAAUGUUCUGAAUGUAAACGAAGAAACGCGAAAGCAGCGACUCAAAUUAUGGCACCACUUCCAAAUAUUCGAUUGAAGAAGUCGAUGCGAGCGUUUUGUUACACGGCAGUAGAUUACGCAGGUCCGUUCUUCACUACGCAAGGGAGAGGAAGACGUCGUCAAAAGCGUUAUCUCUGUCUAUUCACCUGUUUAUCCUGCAGAGCUAUUCAUCUCGAAAUAGCAUUUUCUAUGGACACUAAUUCAUUUCUUAACGCCUUCUAUCGAAUGGCAAAUCGACGAGGUUUACCUCAAGAAAUCGUUUCCGACAACGGUACCAAUUUUGUUGGGGCAGAAAAGGAAUUACGUCAACUAGUGGAGCAAUUAGACAAGAACAAAAUCGUAGCCUCGACAGCGAGUAAAGGUAUCAAAUGGCAUUUCAACCCACCACACGCACCACAUUUUGGUGGAGUAUUUGAAACUAUGAUUAAAUCUGCAAAGAAAGCGAUUUAUGCUAUACUUGGGUCAGCGGAUAUUACAGACGAAGAACUAUUGUCGGCUUUUACUGGCGCUGAAGCACUCAUAAAUUCACGUCCCCUAACCUAUCAAUCGGCGAACCUAAAAGACAAUCUUCCUUUAACUCCAAAUCACUUUUUACAUGGUCAAAUUGGAGGACAAUUUGCACCAGAAAGCGUUGACGAAACCGACUAUAACUCGAGGAAAAGAUGGAGAAGAGUUCAGGAAUUAGUGCGUCAUUUCUGGCAUCGUUGGCUGAAAGAAUGGCUUCCGACUCUUAAUCGACGGAAAAAGUGGCAACAAUUACAGAAAAAUGUAAAGGAAGGUGAUGUAGUGUUGGUAAUUUCCUCAGAUUCACCUCGAGGACAUUGGCCGUUAGGAAGAAUUGUUAGUGUUCAUCCUGGAAAAGAUGGACAUAUACGUGUUGUAAAAGUAAGAGUAGGUAAUACAACACUAACAAGACCAAUCACAAAGAUUUGCCCACUUGAAUGCGAACUCGAGUAAAACUCUCAUUCAAAACACUUAAAUAACGAUUUAAGCUAUAGACUAUGUAUAUAAUGUGUGAUUAUGUAUAAUGUGUGAUUAUGUAUAUAUUGUGUGAUAUUGACUUCGACUAGUCAAGGAAGGGGAGAAUGUUCAGAAGUAACCUUGACCUUAUUUCGCAACCUUAUUAUCGCGUGAACAAUGACAAUUAAUAGUGCAUAAAUAUGUAGAUUGGACUUAUAUAUAGCCAGGCAAACUAGUAAACAGUCAGUGUAUGUAAAAAUUAAGAUUGAUACGAUUCGUAUAUAGAUAAAGUUAAAAGAUAAUUUCGACUUCGAACCAGCUAUCAAUUCUAAAGUUUGCUGCCAUGCAUCUGUUGUCCCAUACCCACUUCUGUAGUCUGUUGUAGUUUUCUGUAAAUUGUUCUGUUUUUCUGUAGCGAUUACCAAAUUAUCGGCAAAUAUCAAAAUACGGCGACAAAAUUUAGUGCUCUUAAUUUGUUUUUAUACGAUAACUUGUAGCGAAGAAUGCGGAAAUUUUUCGUUACAUUCACAGCAUUUUAACACACGAAAGCUUCGAAAUUUGAAUUUUAUCGCAGUAUAUGGGUAACCACGUUACAGCUGAAUACAAAACAGAUUACAGAAAAUAUAUCAACAAACUACAGAAGCCAAAGUGGGAAGGUUCUUGUAUUUUGACUAUUACAGCAAUAAAACCCACCAAUACGUACAUUUAUAAUUGCAUCCAAUAAAAGAGUUGCAACCGACUUUUCUUCAUCGUCUCCUUCAAAAAGUACAUCAUACGUCUGUUCUCUGUCAAGAAGAUGAUAACACUUUAAUGUUUUUAGACAAUUCGCGGACUUGUAGGGUUUUACCGCUAUGCACCGUAUAACAAAACUGAAAGAAUUCUCUAAACACGACAGAGAAAAUAACUAACCAUGCCCUCCCCCCUCCCCCCAUAAUUUAAAGAAUCUGACUGAUUUCCAGAUUGGUGUUCUGAAUAAGCGUCAAAUAAGUUUUUCAAAUUUUAAAAUUUCCAUGAUAAAACGACAGACUAUUAUUACUUAGCAAAUUUGCUUGACAAUCCGCCGGUGCCUCUUAACUUCGAAACGGAAGGUCGUGCAAUAUUAAGAGGCUAAAAGGCUCGCAACAAGUUGUCCCAAUAAGUUUGACAUCGUCAUCACGUAACAAGUUGAUGACAACAAGCUCGUAGCAGCUUGUUACGAACAGGCUGUAUUAGUUUCGUUGGAACAACUUGUAACAAGGUGAUAACAACUUGUUCCAGACUUGUCACAACAACUGUUGGAAACAAGCAUACAGUGCGAACACAUCGUGAUAUCGGCUUGACAACAACCUGUUUUCGGAUCUAGCCUAUAACAACUUGCGCGUUUUUACGUGUGUAGGCCAAUGGGCCGAUCAGUGGGCCAAUGUAGAUCGUGGGAACAAGGGUAAAUAAUGUUAGCCAAUCAGCGCGUUUGUUUACAUUUUGCGUCCUUGACCAAUCAGAAUGCUUGAAAUUCGAAACAUAUAAACAAAAGGAGUGAGAAAAUAACACCUUGUUCUACGCCCUCCGUGACAUUCGAUAUUAAACUUUUUACUCCAAAACUGAGAAAUUCUGAUAAAGCAUGCUUUCUUCUUUAAUUUCCUCGGGGGGAUUUUUUAAAUUCGAUCUAGACUGCGAAAUAUUUAUGUUUGAAUAACAGUGUUUUAACGCGCGUAAAAUAGCAUACUCUCACUUGCACUAUCUUAACACACACAUAAAAAAAAUUGGUAGAUUUGGCAGUUUAAACUUAUUUUCCCCACACCACAGCCGAAAUAUUUUUAAAUAUUACCUAUAUCAUCUCAUCUCGCAUCGGAAAUGCGUCACAACGAUCCAGGACAGCAUCGCAUGACUCAUACACACUCAUUACUGUACAUAUCCGGUUGGCAAAAUGGCGAUUGUCAGACCUUCGCGAAAUGCUUAUUUUUGCUAACAAACUGUUUACGAGGGUUUCGUUCUGUUCGUCUUCUGGUUCAUCGUCAUCGGCUGCCUCAAUUUCUUCGUCGCUUUCGUCCUCUCUAAAGCGAGUCGCCGAGGCAAACAGCGUUAAUAUUUGCUGUCUUUCCAAGGCCUUCCAAGAGCUUCAACAUUUGCCAACGUUGUUGCUUGACAAACUGGGCAAUCGCUGAUGUUGAUCGCGGAUGCAUUCGAUGUGGAAUGAAUGUCCACAACCACGGAAAACGUUCCAAGUGGAUUAACCUUUUUGCAGGCAGGUGAAUUGCAUUUUCUAUGAUGGAAAUUUUAAAGUAAGAUUUAUAUUUUAUAUUUUAUACAGAUCUUUAUAGUCAGUUUGUCCUUGGAAAUUGUUCCAAAAUAUGAGUGUGUAGCAAAGUUAAAAUAGCACUCAUAAUCUCCAGAACAUGUUUGAAUCACAGCAGUCCUGAGACAUCGGAACUGGCAGCUGUUCAUCUGAUGAUUCUGAUCAAUGGCACCCCAUAUCUAUUUAGUGUACAAUACCAGUCAAU